Rhincodon typus (whale shark) is the source of this 2794-nucleotide messenger RNA. It is a transcript of the gene adrb1, whose product is annotated as adrenoceptor beta 1. The record is from RefSeq and is a predicted model, not a curated record. Bases 264 to 1496 code for a protein of 410 amino acids. Gene Ontology annotation, cellular component: membrane. Gene Ontology annotation, molecular function: beta1-adrenergic receptor activity. Gene Ontology annotation, biological process: adenylate cyclase-activating adrenergic receptor signaling pathway; positive regulation of heart rate by epinephrine-norepinephrine; norepinephrine-epinephrine-mediated vasodilation involved in regulation of systemic arterial blood pressure. The transcript has a single exon. Lineage: Eukaryota; Metazoa; Chordata; Chondrichthyes; Orectolobiformes; Rhincodontidae.
AACUUGUACUCAGGGCACUCUCAUUGAAGUUAAUGCUCUCUAAAUGGAAGUUGGAGAUGUGGCGUCAGGAAGAGGCUCAUUGGAGGAACUCUGUGUGCGACGUGAAAGGGGAGGGCGCUGUGCUGCUCUGACCCCCAGCUACAGGUUGUUGGUGCCGCCACAGCCAGAGGAUGAGGGAGGACAGCACCACACGCAGCAUCUGCGGGGACAACCUCCGAUGAAAGCGACGUGAGCUCCUGGCUCGGUCAGCGGCACUCUACACAAUGGGAGACCGCCUGUCCUCUGAGGAUUGUCACACUAACAAAUCCAGCACCAUCCUCUUUGUUAAUCCUGCAAACGGGGUAAGUCCACACGUGCCUCAGCAAGAGUUCUCUGAGCAGUGGGUGAUAGGGAUGGGCACAGUAAUGGCCAGCAUCGUCCUGAUCAUUGUCCUCGGAAACCUCUUGGUGGUCUUUGCCAUCGCCAGGAACCAGCGGCUGCAGACGCUAACCAAUGUUUUUAUUGUGUCUCUGGCCUGUGCAGAUCUGAUUAUGGGCUUGUUGGUGGUGCCUUUCGGGGCGACCUUGGUCGUUCGAGGUAACUGGUUGUAUGGCUCGGUUUUCUGUGAGAUCUGGACUUCGGUCGAUGUCCUGUGUGUGACGGCGAGCAUCGAAACUUUGUGUGUGAUCGCCAUCGACCGCUACGUGGCGAUCACUUCCCCGUUCCGCUACCAGAGCUUACUGACGAAAGCCCGAGCCCGGGCCAUCGUGUGUGUGGUCUGGCUCAUCUCUGGCCUCAUCUCCCUGCUGCCCAUCAUGAUGCACUGGUGGAGGGAUGACCAACCCGACGCCAUCCGCUGUUACAAUGACCCCUGUUGCUGUGACUUUGUCACGAAUAAAGCCUAUGCCUUGGCUUCCUCCAUCAUCUCCUUCUACCUGCCUUUACUCAUCAUGAUCUUCGUCUACGCCCGCGUCUUUCAAGAAGCCAAGAAGCAAAUGAAGAAGAUUGAUAAGUGCGAGGGCAGGUUUUACACCAGUCACUUCAUCCCAAACGGCAGGUCAGCUCGCAGGAGACCCUCCAAGAUUAUAGCCAUUAAGGACCACAAGGCGUUGAAGACUCUGGGGAUUAUUAUGGGAACAUUCACCCUGUGCUGGUUACCCUUUUUUCUAGCCAAUGUGGCGAAGGCUUUCCGGACUGACAUCGUGCCCGGCAAACUCUUUCUGUUUUUCAACUGGCUCGGCUAUGUCAACUCAGCUUUCAACCCCAUCAUAUACUGCAAGAGUCCAGACUUCCGAGCCGCCUUUAAGAGGUUACUGUUCUGCCCCGGCCAGGCAGACAGUAAUAGACUGUGCUCGGGCUCCGGGGAGUUCUCCCGGUGUUCGGGCAUGUUCGGCAACACUCUGGACCCGAGGAGCCUGGAGACAUGGUCAGAAUGGAACAGGAGCCAGGAGGCGAACGGGGGCGGUUUGGACAGGCACAUGGGCGAGAACCCUGAAGACCAGGAGUCCCAGUUCUAGCGCGGGUGGAGUGCGGGCAGCAAGUCCAGCAUCUCAGACAGAAACGUUCAGGUUCCGUGGAGAAGACAAAAAAAAAAGCGUUGAAGACAGAGCAGUGAGUGCGGGCGAACGGUCCCACACCCACUCAGUAUUGUAGGAAACAGGCAUUGAAACCCAGCACAGACCAACUCCGCGGCGGAUUCCUGCCGCAAGCGAUCGUUCCCCGCAAUUCUGGAGAACGGAAGGCCAAAGUAGAUUAACACUAAGGUUUGGAUUCGGAGCGAUCAUAGACUGUAGAAGAGGACACGCUUUGCCGGGAUGCGCUGACUUUCAUCGGACGAGCCAGCAGCCCACCGUUUUGCAACACGAAUGGUGUGUCCUGGUUAAAUCACAUUCCAUGGUCAAAGGCAGUUUCCAACGUGGAUUAAAGAGGAGCUCUCGGUUACAUGAACAAUCGCCGUGUCCCCAGAAUAACGGAUCGUUAAGGUCAUUGUGUUAUUAUUUUCAACGUUUUGGAUUAUGUUAGAGAGAAACCACAAGUUUCAUUUUAAAACAAUUUGAAUAAACAAAGGUCCACCGUCUAAAACAAAAUAUUUCAGAUUUUCUAACAGCUGGUCAAUGAUCUGUCAGUGACCGAGCCUCGUAUAGGAGUGGACAUUCGGAGCAAGACAUGGAUCAAGGUGUUGCUGCCAAUUUCGUGAAACCCCUCUCUCACUGUAAGACUGUGUUUUGAAUAACACUACCUCCAGCUGUACAGAUUGUGUACAGAUCUAUUUAUAUUAACCAUUGUUUAUAUUAAACAAAUCGCAUUUUAUAUAUUUAAAAAUAGACAAAGCGACACGCAACCUCAGAGUUGACCAGUAGAAAAGAUGAAUGAACAGGGGUCAGUUACUUAUUUAAAUAAUUUAAAUUCCACACAGGACCAACUUCACCUGCACUUUCCUAAGUGUGGAAAGUUGGUAUUUCUCAGUACGAAGAUUAUGUGCGGCACGCUGUUAACAUUGGUGAAUAUUUUACAGCGCAUCUUAGUAUGGAUAGAAUCAAGUAAAAAUAAAACUCCGGGUAAGCUUUCGAAAACGAAACAUCGAUUUCGGCGAGAGUGGGUGCAGAAAGGGGUACUCGUGUUGAAUGGUGAUGUACUGCAAUGUUUGCCUGAAAAGCCAAAAAAGCGUUUCCCCACCCACUCGAUAUGAAAUUCACGUUCAGCUGUGUGAUGUAUUUGUCACAAAGUCUGCUUUCUCGCACAUAUUUAUAUAAAAUGCGGCUCAAUAAAAUGUGUGGAUAUUUGGUAUAUGUGCAAUAAACAUCAUUUAACAUUA